CUUUCGCCUCCCAAGCCUGUCGCUGCCGCCCGCCGCAAGCAGCCGAUAUCCAUAUACGCCUCGUGCACAUCCCACGCACGUCCCGCGCACAUCCCACACAAACGGAUAUCCCUGUCUGUAAACGCGAUGGGCUCCGUAUACAUCCCCCCGGUCCGCCUCGCAGUCCUUGAGGCCGAUACGCCGGUGCCCGGCGCCAAGGCCAAGUUCGGCUCGUACGGCGGAGUGUUUAAGCACCUGUUCGAGCGGGCAUGCGCAUCCCUGAGCCCGCCGGUACCGUUAUCAUCAUUGUUGGAGCUGUCAUCGCACGACGUUGUUAACGACCUGUCGUCCUACCCCGACCCCGCGACUAUAGACGCCAUCCUUAUCACUGGAGCUAAGUACUCGGCGUAUGACAACGACGAAUGGAUCCUCCGACUCGUGGAGUACACCAAGAAGUGCCUUGAUGGUGGGCGCGUCCGCGUUGUCGGUAUCUGCUUCGGCCACCAGAUCGUUGGCCGCGCUCUGGGGUGCCACGUUGGCCAGAGCCGCAAUGGCUGGGAGCUGAGCGUCACGGAGCACAAGCUUACCGAUGAGGGCAAGAAAUUAUUCGGUCUGGAAAAAAUGGCGAUCCAUCAAAUGCACCGAGAUGCGGUGUUCUCGUACCCGCCAGGCGCUGUCCCGCUGGCUCGCACUGAGGCCUGCCCCGUGCAGGCCAUGUAUAUACCGCGGAAAGUAAUCACGGUACAGGGCCAUCCGGAGUUCAACGAGGAGAUUGUGCGAGAGAUCCUCGAGAUGCGUCGGUACGGUGGCAUCCUCAGCGUGGACGUAUUCGAAGACGGCAUGCGCCGCGUCGCCAACAAGCAUGACGGUGUUGCCGUCGCUCGGGCGUUCCUGCGAUUUCUACGUGAGUAUUAGUUACGAAGCAUCACGCACGUUGGGAAGGGAAUUUUAAAAAACGAGAAAACCAAAAACAAAGCGCCCACCCAUACGAAAAGCUCGCCUUUGGGGACAACGUCGUAGGCAAAGAUACACCUCAUGGAUAUCAAGUCGAUGAUCACAAUCGGUGGACGCGGACAAUGUGGGAUCGGCCGUUGAGCCUAGGCUAGUCGUUCGUAUGGUUAUCACGGUCUACGAUGCCACCUUGGGGGUUCCCUAGCGCG
This is a messenger RNA of Durotheca rogersii, 1139 nucleotides long. Its product is annotated as class I glutamine amidotransferase-like protein. The record is from RefSeq and is a predicted model, not a curated record. Gene Ontology annotation, cellular component: cytosol; nucleus. NCBI's taxonomy places the organism in Eukaryota, Fungi, Ascomycota, Sordariomycetes, Xylariales, Xylariaceae. Bases 127 to 894 code for a protein of 255 amino acids. The transcript has 3 exons.